Messenger RNA from Erythranthe guttata (spotted monkey flower), 2435 nucleotides. RefSeq names its product ferric reduction oxidase 2. Gene Ontology annotation, cellular component: plasma membrane. Lineage: Eukaryota; Viridiplantae; Streptophyta; Magnoliopsida; Lamiales; Phrymaceae. The record is from RefSeq and is a predicted model, not a curated record. Gene Ontology annotation, molecular function: ferric-chelate reductase activity.
AAAAAAUGGAUCCACAAAGAUCAGUUCGCAGCAGCGGCGGCGGCAAUCACAAUACGAUCAGGGCGGCGAUAAUGGCGGUGGUGAUGAUUGUCUUCGCCGGCUACCUCUUCUUGUGGGUGAUGUUGCCCACUAAUCCCUACCGCCUCAAGUGGCAGCCUAAGCUUCGAACACAAACUGCUUCCACUUAUUUCGGAACCACCCAUGGUGCAACUUACUUGGUGUUCACGUUUCCGGUUCUACUGAUUGCCGUCUUAGGGUGUGCGUAUGUUCAUCUAGGAAAAAAAUCGAGUGACAACCACACCAAAGGGAAAAAUGGAAAUAAUCACAGGCUGGCAAUAUUGAAGAGGCCCAUGAUUAUAAAAGGAUUGGGAAUAGUGUCUCGAAUUGAGAUUGCAUUUUUUCUAAUGUUUAUUGCUCUUCUUAUUUGGAGUUUUGCAACAUAUUUACGUAACAGCUUUGCUACCAUUACACCAAAAUCAGCUGCCAAAAAGGGUGAAGAAGUAUGGGAAGUGAAGCUAGACUCGGCGUCGCACCGGUUAGCGUUUAUCGGAAACAUAGCAUUUGCGUUUUUGUUCUUCCCGGUGACACGUGGCUCGUCUGUGCUGCCGCUAUUCGGGCUUACGUCAGAGGGUAGCGUUAAAUACCACAUAUGGUUGGGCCAUAUUGUUAUGACCCUUUUUACGGCUCAUGCCUUUGGUUACAUCAUCUAUUGGGCAAGCGUACAUGAAUUGUCCGAGAUGCUGGACUGGCCAAAAACCGGAGUAUCGAAUCUGGCCGGAGAGAUAUCUUUCGUGGCGGGAAUAAUCCUGUGGGCCACCACAUUCCCCCGAAUAAGGAGAAAAAUGUUCGAGUUGUUCUUCUACACACACCACAUGUACAUUCCCUUUGUCGUCUUCUUCAUCUUCCACGUCGGAAUCAACUACGCAUCCAUGAUGCUCCCCGGUUUUUUCCUCUUCGUUAUCGACCGUUACCUCCGAUUCUUGCAAUCUAGGUCGCACGUUCGUCUCUCGUCCGCUAGGGUUCUCCCUAGUCAAGUUGUCGAACUCAACUUCUCAAAGACCAAAGGUUUGAGUUACACUCCGACAAGCACGAUUUUCUUGAAUAUCCCGAGCAUUUCGAAGAUGCAGUGGCAUCCAUUCACAAUUAGCUCAAGCAGCAAUCUUGAGUCUGAUAACCUAAGUGUCAUUAUCAAAGGAGAAGGUAAAUGGUCUAAUAAGCUCCACCAAUUGCUCACUUCUUCGAUCGAUCGUCUCGAUGUUUCUAUCGAAGGUCCCUACGGGCCUACUUCAACAGAUUUCCUAAGGCACGAGCUUUUGGUGAUGGUUAGUGGAGGAAGUGGUGUAACCCCAUUUAUAUCAAUCAUCCGCGAACUAAUCCACACGAGCGAAAAUUUGAAAUGCAAAACACCCGAAAUUAUACUAAUUAGUUCAUUCAAGAACUCAAACGACUUAACCAUGCUCGAUUUAAUCCUCCCUCUAUGCGGUGCUCCAUCAGAGUUUCCGAAUUUGGAUUUAAAAAUCGAGGCAUACGUAACAAGAGAGAAAGGGGCCCCACACGAAGAACAAGAAAAGACGAAAACUCGUACCGUGUGGUUCAAGCCCAACCCAUCCGAUGCACCGAUAUCUCCUGUUUUAGGUCAAAACAACUAUUUGUGGCUCGGUGCUAUAAUCUCGUCUUCCUUCAUCAUUUACCUUAUUUUCAUCGGUAUUUUGACGAGAUAUUAUAUUUUCCCAAUUGAUCAUAACACGAACAAGAAAUACUCGUCUACCUCUAGAGCUUUGCUCCACAUGCUAUUCCUAUGCAUUGGAGUAUUUAUCGCUGCAACUUCGGCUUUUUUGAUGAACAAAAAUAAAAAUGCAAAGGAGAAAAAUAUACAAAUACAGAAUAUGGAGGGGCCCACACCUCAAGCAUCUCCGAAUUCUGUAUUUUAUAAUGCCGAUAGAGAGUUGGAGAGCUUGCCUCAACAGUCGAUUUCGCAAUCGGUUAAUUUGCAUUAUGGCGAAAGACCGGAUCUUAAGAAAUUUUUAUUUGAGCGAAAAGAAUCGAGCGUUGGAGUACUCGUUUGUGGUCCGAAGAAGAUGAGACAUGAGGUGGCAAAUAUAUGCUCAUCUGGUUUGGCUGCUAAUCUGCAUUUUGAAUCCAUCAGCUUCAGUUGGUGAUUUUUCAUUAAACUUUUUUUUUAGUGCAAAAGAGAAUGUUGUGACUGUAGUUUUUUUUUUUUGGUUUCUUGGUAAUUUUUCUGUUCUUGUUUUUUGUUCACUGCAUUUGCUUGAUUGAUUUAUUGAAAUGUAAUAUGUAUAUUAAAUAGGAAGAUAAGUGCUUCCUUUGUGAAAAAAAUGAAACAUGAAUAAAACAGUCACUCUUUUUUUCUUGUCCAGUGAACACUUUCUUGUAAUAGAAAUACACACUAUUAGCUAGUAUUCGAGAGUGUAGGU